AUGGAACAAGUCUUGGAUGACUUUCUAAAAAACGGCCCUGUUGAAGAUCCUUGGAACACCUUUGCCCCAGAAGCUAAGUUGGAUAGGUUGGAAUGUAUAGAGGAACGCAAAGAAGGGGAGCCACUUCAUGAGAAUGAACAAGAUGAUGUUCCAGAGAAUACACAUCACAAACAAACAGGUGGAAUUGCGCUUACUGUGAAGGCCCCACAAAUGUGCCCUGAUUUCCUUCGGAAAAGGUACAGAAACCUUAACUGGACACAAGCUCAGACAUUCUACUCAGUUUGUGACUGGUGCACUAACCAUGUGCGUGACCUAAAUCCUGACCCAUUCUAUUACUUUGUCACUGGUGGUGCUGGGACAGGCAAAUCACACCUGAUAAAGUGCAUCUAUGCUGAGGCGACAAAGAUACUCUGUAAACUUACCAGACUACGUGAGGAAGCAGACAUAUCCACGCCCAUCGUUUUACUAACUGCAUUUACAGGAACAGCAGCUUUCAACAUUUCAGGCAACACUUUGCAUUCUCUGCUGAAGUUGCCAAGAAGCUUGAAGCCACCCUACCAAGGACUUGGAAAUCACAUGUAUGAAGUGAGGGCACAGCUGUCAAAUGCGGAGAUCAUUGUUAUUGACGAGGUGUCAAUGAUGUUGCAGGGAGUUGUCUCCGCUGUGGGACUGUGCUAG
Pelobates cultripes (western spadefoot toad) is the source of this 678-nucleotide messenger RNA. Lineage: Eukaryota; Metazoa; Chordata; Amphibia; Anura; Pelobatidae. The record is from the annotation of a GenBank genome assembly.